Impatiens glandulifera is the source of this 1692-nucleotide messenger RNA. RefSeq lists its product as uncharacterized. The record is from RefSeq and is a predicted model, not a curated record. NCBI's taxonomy places the organism in Eukaryota, Viridiplantae, Streptophyta, Magnoliopsida, Ericales, Balsaminaceae. The coding region runs from base 1 to 1692 and encodes 563 amino acids. The transcript has 5 exons.
AUGGAAUUGUGGCAUACCGGUGUGAAGACAUACGAUGCAAGCAAAAAACACUUUUUUAACUUGCGGUCAGCUCUUAUGUGGACUAUUAAUGAUUUCCCCGCAUAUGCAAAUUUGUCUAGAUGGAGUACAAAAGGGAAAUUUGCAUGUCCAUAUUGUAAUCAGAACACCGCAUCAUUAAGGUUGACAAAUUACCAGAAGGAGUGUUACAUGAGUCAUCGACGAUUCCUCCCGCCUAAUCAUCGUUGGCGCAAAGAGACUGAUACGUUUGACGCACGUACUGAGCAUAAAGGUCCUCUUGUUCUACUAUCGGGUUCCGAAAUUCAAUUGCAAGCACGAGAUCUAAAGGAAAUUUGUUUGACAAAGUACAUGCCCAAGAAAACGAAAUUGAUUCAUGAAUCCCGGGGUGAUAACUGGAACAUAUUUAAAAAGACCAAGGAUGGGAUUAAAGCGAGAAAAGAUUUGGUCAUAUUGAACAUAAAGCAUUCCUUACAUCCUGUUGAGGUUGAUGGUGUUCUUCGGUGUCCAGCAGCCCCUUAUACACUAACAGCAGAACACAAGAAACGAUUAUGCCAGUUUUUGAAAGAUGUUAAAAUGCCGGACGGUUUUUGUUCAAAUAUUGGCUAUCUCAUUCCACUAGCUACACGUGGCUUACUUCCUAAUGAUGUGUAUGAUGCUGUUGUGAAUUUGUCAAGAUUUUUUCGGUUUCUUUGCCAAAAAAGUUUACAACGCGAUUUAUUGGAGAAACUACAUGACGACAUUGUCUUGGCACUUUGUAAAAUGGAGAAAAUCUUUCCACCAUCUUUUUUUGAUAUAAUGGUGCACUUGCCAGUUCAUUUAGCUUUUGAGGCUUGCCUUGGAGGGCCUGUCCAAUAUCGAUGGAUGUAUCUAGUUGAACGGUAUAUGAGCACACUCAAGAAAUACCUAAGGAACAAGAACUCUCUAGAAGGUUCAAUUAGCGAGAGUUACCUUGUGAAUGAGAGUAUGAGCAUGUGUGCCCGAUAUUUAGAGGAUCAAGAAUCACGAGAUGCCUCGAUACAAACUAGUAAUACAUUGUCUAUAUUCUUUGUUAUGGAAGAGCUAUCUAAUGGCACGUCAUACACAUAUCAACUAGGGGAUCGUCAACGUGCUCAUUCCGAUUUCAUGCAAUCAUGUCAACCCAAUAUUUCCAAUGAAGAACGAGAUAAACAAUACGUUAGUUAUUUCAAAGGAAAAGUUGAACAAUUAAUCGAUGACUCCGAUAGAACAAUGAAUCUUAAGAUUUUAGGUGGCCGACCCACAAUAUAUGCUAAAAAGUAUAACUCGUGCAAAAUAAAUGGGUACAAAUUUAACACAGAGAAACACGACGAGAGCUUGACCACCCAAAAUAGCGGUGUAUUGGUUGUUGGAAAUAAUGGGGCAGCGACAAUUAACUACUAUGGAGUGCUCAAUGAAAUCAUGGAAGUAUCGUUCUUUAGUGGAAGACGCGUGGUUCUCUUCAAAUGUAGAUGGUUUGAUGUUCUUCACAAAGAUCGGGGCAUUAAGGUUGACAAGUACGGUUAUGUUAGUAUCAAUAUGAACAGGACUCUACUAACUCAAAUGAAUGACCCAUUCAUAAUGGCAAGGCAAGCACAACAAGUGUUUUACUCUACGGAUAUGGCAUCAAAGAGUGAAUGGAAAAUUGUUACUCCAAUAAAUCCCCGCUAUUAUAAUUAA